This is a messenger RNA of Cylindrotheca closterium, 441 nucleotides long. Lineage: Eukaryota; Bacillariophyta; Bacillariophyceae; Bacillariales; Bacillariaceae. The record is from the annotation of a GenBank genome assembly.
AUGGAAGACGAGAGAAUAAUUGAAUACGGAGACAAAAGAUCUUAUCUUCGUAAGCGUCGAAGUAGUCACUAUAGAGUCGGAUCCUUUCGAAGGCAAGUGAUGGAUGCCAUCAACGACAAUGUGGACCCAAAUCCACUUUACCGAUUUUCAUCUUGUGGGGAUCUCCCAGGAGGGACAAGGGAUGAUGACACGAUUGCAUCCUCUGUCACUUCCUCCUUCAGCUCGCUCCCUCGUAGCUCCUUCAGCUCCUUCAGCUCGCUCCCUGGGAGUAAGAGGGGGUCGGGCCAUACGGGUUCCAUGCAAAACGUGCAAUGGGAAUCGAGCAGAAAAUUGAACAGGAAUUUGUCCAGCAGAUACAAGCUCAUGGACCGAGGUCAGUUGCUUGGCGAAAUUGACAGGCAGUCUUCCAGACUUUUACCACACGAUACCUCUGAUCUAUAA